AUGCAGGGCAGACAAGCCUCUCACCUCCCUGCAGGGCUAUUGCAGGCUCCUCAGUCAGCAGGAGGUGGUACAAGCCACACCAAUGGUGAUGACAGAGGAAGCUCUGCCCUUUGUUCAGGAGCACCGCGGGUGCUUUCUCGGCCCGCGUUGCUGCUCUCACAGCCACCAGAAAUUGUGAUCAGAGGACACCUGACUGGUCAUGUGCAAGGAGCACUGCUCGUCCUGCCUGCACAGCACUCCACAGCUGGGCUGGAGGAACUCACUCUCUCCGAGGACAGCAAGAGAACAGGAACUGUACGUUUUGAUACUCCCAAAAUGAACCACAGCAGCUGCAAUAUCACAGCCUAUGAAAUAUUCUCAGUUUUCCAGCUGUGUGUUUACAUCCCAGUUCUGGUUUUGGGCAUUGUGCUGAACGUGUUGGCGCUGUGGGUGUUCUGUUACAAACUUGGCAAAUGGACAGAAACCAGAGUGUACAUGGUCAACUUGGCUGUGGCUGACUGCUUGCUGCUCUUCACCUUGCCGUUCAAAACUCUGUCCCAGUUCCAGCGCCUGAAGGUGGGUGGCUGGUGCCUGGUUCUGGAAGGUGGCUAUUUCACAAACCGCUUCAUGAGCAUCGGCAUCAUCACCCUCAUUGCUGCUGACAGGUACCUUGCAAUCAAGUACCCUUUGAGAUCCAAGGCACUCAGGUCUCCACUGAUGGCAGCUUUUGCCUCUGGAGUCCUCUGGACAGUCAUCAUCUGUGAGACUUCUCUCAUUAAAAGCUUUGAGGACCGAAGAGAAGAUGAUUUUUGCUUUGAAAAAUCUUCUGUGACGCCCUCGGUGAUCACACUGUGUACCAUUAUUGCGGGGUUUUUCAUACCACUGCUCAUCUUGAGUUACUGCUCCAUAAAAAUCAUUGCAGAGCUCAGGAGGAAGAAGACUGACAACUGUUGCAAUGAAAUGCUGACCAGGAAAGCUGUCUACAUUGUGUCUGCAAACAUGGCUGUGUUCAUCAUCUGCUUUUUACCUCUUUAUCUCGGGCAUCUGCUCCGCUUCGUCCUGGACUCCGUCAGCUCCGACUGCUCGGCAAUACAGAGCGUCAACAACUUCGUGCACUUCGCCUCCAUCCUGGCCAACACAAACUGCUGCCUGGAUGCCAUUUGUUACUACUUUGUCAACCAGGAAUUUAAGGAAGCAUCUCCCAAGCUAGCAAAGUCCAAAUCUGAGGCCGGUGAAGGAGCUGAAAUUCAGCUCUCACUUGUAACACGUUAACACAAAACACAUACAGCACACAUUUUAUAUUUGCCGUGUUCAACUGGGACUCACUAGCAGGGUUUCACACUUGCUUUUUAUAAGAGUGGGGUGGAGGGACAUUGUACUAAUGGGAAACAUUCAGAUACAUGAUUCAGCUCUGAAUCAGAUAACCACAGCAGUCCAGGUUCUGAUCUAAGGAUCUAGAUUGCCGUUGACAAAUCUCUGCCUUAAUGCAAAUUUGCGUAAAAGGGUAGCGUAGAUUUCCCCUGCCAAAAAUCCCCAUCUUUCAUUUUCCCAUGAAACCCAAAAGAAGCGCAGGCACUGGUAAAGGAUUGGGUUUUGUCUCUCAUCCCCACCUUGGAUCAGUGCUUGUGCAGCUGUGACAAAGAAACAGGCUAUUCCAAGUGUCAACAAACUUCUUAAAAAAUCAGAGUGAAAGCGUGCAGAAAAAGAAGGGAUGGUGUUUCUGUAAGUCACAAUCUUACUGGUUUUUAGUUGCCAAUAAUGCACAAUCCCAUAAAAGGCAUAUUUAGCUUGCUUUAAAGAACUUUACAGCAAUGUAACAGCUACAAAAUGACCAUCAUUACAAGACCAUGUCAGAAGAAAUUGCAAUUGCUUGUACUGAGGGAAAACUUGUGUAAGUCAAGAUGUUUGAGUCAAAUGGCAUUAAAAUCAAAGAGUUGGUGCAGGGCAGUGGGAACAAGGACUCU
This is a messenger RNA of Melospiza melodia melodia, 1943 nucleotides long. RefSeq names its product G-protein coupled receptor 35-like. The record is from RefSeq and is a predicted model, not a curated record. Gene Ontology annotation, cellular component: plasma membrane. NCBI's taxonomy places the organism in Eukaryota, Metazoa, Chordata, Aves, Passeriformes, Passerellidae. The coding region runs from base 1 to 1251 and encodes 416 amino acids. Gene Ontology annotation, molecular function: chemokine receptor activity. Gene Ontology annotation, biological process: positive regulation of Rho protein signal transduction; chemokine-mediated signaling pathway; phospholipase C-activating G protein-coupled receptor signaling pathway. The transcript has 2 exons.